CUUCAAGGAAAAAAGAAGACCAUCAUCAAAAAACUGAAAACCCAGCUCAAAAAACAUCGCGGGAUCAAGUGGUUUCUGUGUGUAAAGGUGAAGAUGGUCAAGUCGAGCCCCGACGGUCAGGACCAGAUCUCAACCCCCCAUUUUCGCACCAAAUGCUACACURCAGUCAAUGAUACAGAAAUUGAAAAAAACUACGUGCAUGGAAUGGAAAAGAUCAAGAACUCUUUCUUGGAGUACCAGAGAGAAGGGUCUGGAUGGUUAUUGGAAGAGGUGUUGGAAAUCGUCUUAGGAGUCGCUGCUUACACUCCUCUCGAGGGAUCGAGUUACAUACCUCUACCCAAGAAGAUCAAAGACAAGAAAGCGGUGCUCAACAUUCAAAAUGAAGAUGAAAAAUGCUUUUUAUGGUCAAUACUAGCGGCAAAACACCCUGUGGACCGGCAAAAUAACCCAAACCACAUCAACAACUAUAUGAGGUAUGAAGUUGAACUAAAUAUGUCAGGAAUCGAGUACCCCGUUCAAAUAAAACAUAUUAGCAAAUUUGAGAAGCAGAAUAGAGAAAUCAGUAUCAACGUCUUGGGGUAUGAAGAUGAAGAGCUCUUUCCCCUUUACAUUACGAAAGAAAGGAAAGAACUACAUGUGAAUUUAUUACUGUUUUCUAAAGAUAAUACGCGUCACUACUGUUUAAUCAGGGAUUUAGAUCGUUUAUUGUAUAGCAUGAAUCGACAUGAGCAUCACAUGUACCACUGUAUGUAUUGUUUGCAUGGCUUUGUCAGGCGAGAUUCGUUAGAAGAUCAUGAACCUCACUGUAGUAAACGCGGACCCCAGAAAAUCAGACUGCCUGACGAAGACCAUACAACACUGUCAUACAAUGACGUACAAAAACAGUUAAAAGUACCAUUUAUCAUUUAUGCAGAUUUCGAAUCUAUUUUAGUGAAUUGUGAUGAUACAGAAUUAGACCCUAGUACAAGUUUUACACAAAAAACGCAACAACACAAACCCAGUGGGUUUUGUUACACUGUAGUAUCGACUGUCGAGCAAUAUUGCUUCCCGCCUCUUCUCUAUCGCGGGGAAGAUUGUGUCGAUAAGUUUUUAGACUGUUUGAUUGAAGAACGAAAGCAGAUAGGGGAAAUCUUGAAGAUGGUAGUACCCAUGGACAUUAGUGAAGAACAGGAGCGGGAGUUUCAGGCAGCAACCCUUUGUCACAUUUGUAAUGAGGAAUUGGGUGCGGACAGGGUAAGGGACCAUGAUCAUUUGACAGGGGCGUACAGGGGGGCGACCCACAAUGACUGUAACUUGAACUACAAGUUUACAGGAAAGAUACCCGCUGUUCUUCAAAAUCUUCGUGAGUACGACUCACAUUUAAUUCUACAAAAACUCGGAAAAAUCAAGGGGGAGAAUAUUAGUUGUAUAACCAAUAAUACGGAAAAGUAUAUUUCAUUUUCAGUUGGGGAUUUAGUAUUCAUAGACUCACUUCAGUUUUUGAAUAGCUCACUAGAGAAAUUAGUAAUGAAUCUAAGUAAGGAAGGAGAUGAUAAGUUUAAGACCCUGAAGAAGUAUGUGGAGAGUGAGAAGGUAUCUCUCUUGUUGAGGAAGGGGGUGUACCCCUAUGAAUACAUGAAUAGUUUUGGCAAGUUUGAAGAAACCUGUUUACCCCACAUCGAUUGCUUUUAUAGUUCGUUGUCGGGUAGCACGAUUAUCACAAGCAGACUACGAACAUGCACAGAAUGUAUAUAG
Molecule: messenger RNA, 1734 nt
Organism: Actinia tenebrosa (Australian red waratah sea anemone)
Lineage: Eukaryota; Metazoa; Cnidaria; Anthozoa; Actiniaria; Actiniidae
Source: RefSeq, a predicted model, not a curated record